CAGCAUAGUUCUGUCACAUUCUUUGUACUUCCUUACAGAACAGGAAGUAUACUGUACGGUGUCUGUUGGUCUCUGUGUAAGCAGUAAAAUGGCAGAAGCUGCUGUAAAAUCUCUGGAUUCUUUCAGCUGCCCGAUCUGUCUGGAUCUACUGAAGGAUCCAGUGACUAUUCCCUGUGGACACAGUUUCUGUCUGGGUUGUAUUAAGGACUGCUGGGCAGGAGAUGAUCAGAGGAAGGUCUACAGCUGCCCUCAGUGCAGACACACCUUCACUCCAAGGCCUGUUCUCAACAAGAACACCAUGCUGGCUGAACUAGCUGAGGGUCUGAGGAAGACGAGGCUCCAAGCUGCACCCCCUCCUGCUGCUGAUUCUCCUGCUGGAUCUGGAGGUGUGGAGUGUGACGUCUGCACUGGAACAAAACACACAGCUGUUAAGUCCUGUCUGGUGUGUCUGCUCUCCUUCUGUGAAGCUCAUAUUCAGCCUCAUUAUGAAAUUCCUGCCUAUAAGAAGCACAAGCUGGUUGAAGCCUCUAUGAACCUGCAGGAGAAGAUCUGCUCUCUUCAUGAUAAACUACUGGAGGUUUUCUGUCACACUGAUCAGCAGUGUAUAUGUCUUCUGUGUGUGAUGGACGAACACAGGGGUCAUAAGACAGUCUCAGCUGCAGCAGAAAGAGCUCAGAAACAGAAACAGCUGGUGCAAACUCAGAGGGAAUCCCAGCAGAGAAUCCAGCAGAAGGAGAAGAAACUGCAGGAGCUGAGACAGACUAUGGAGACUCUCAGGCGCUCUGCACAGGCAGCAGUGGAGGACAGUGAGAAGAUCUUUACUGAACUGAUUCAGUUCAUGGAGAGAAGACGCUCUGAGGUGAAAGAGCUGAUCAGAGCUCAGGAGAAGACUGAACUGAGUCUGGCUGAAGAUCUCCUGAAGAAACUGGAGCAGGAGAUUGCUGAUCUGAGGAGGAGAGACGCUGAGCUGGAGAAGCUUCUACACUCAGAGGAUCCCAUCGAUUUCCUCCAGAGUUUCCAGUCUCUCUCAGCUCCUCCUCAAUCUGCAGACUUACCCCAAAUCCCAGUCAGUCACCAAUUCUCCAUGGAGGAACUGAAGAAAGCUGCGACUGGAGUGAUGGAACGAAUGGAAUCGAAACUGGUCAGGUUUUCUGGAGGGUUCAUUUCUUCGUCCAUGACGGCUGCUCCUCUUCAGAAAUCGGAACAGCUCCUUCAGUCUCCUGAACCAAAGACCAGAGAGGACUUCCUGAAAUACACCUGUCAGCUCACUCUGGAUCCAAACACAGCCCACACACAAAUCGCUCUGUCUGAGAGGAACAGAAAAGCUACUCUGAUGCCCCAGAAACAACAAUAUCCUUACCAUCCAGAGAGAUUUGAUAGCGUUCACCAAGUUCUCUGCAGAGAAAGUCUGCCUGGACGCUGUUACUGGGAGGUGGAGUUUAACAUGAAUUAUGUUCAUAUUGCCGUCUGUUAUAAAAACAUCAGCAGGAAAGGAGGAGAUUAUAAGUCUGGAUUUGGGUUCAAUGAUCAGUCCUGGAGUCUGAACAGCUGGUACUCCAGUUUCUCUUUCAGACACAAUAAUAAAGAGACUAAACUCCCUGUAGUCUCCAGAUCCUACAGAAUAGGAGUGUAUGUGGAUCACAGUGCAGGAAUUCUGUCCUUCUACAGCAUCUCUGACACAAUGACCCUCCUCCACAGAGUCCACACCACCUUCACUCAGCCCCUCUAUCCUGGAUUUUGGUUUUAUGAUUUUGGUAAUGUUCUUCAGAUAUGUGAUCUUAAUUAAACUUCAGUUAGAAGCUGAUCAUGUGAUCAUCUACAGUCUUAUAGGGAGUCUAGUAAAAUGCAGUCUAGCCUCUGACAGGCUGUUAGAAACAACAUGUAAUACAGCUGCUUUAAGUCUGUCCUGUGUGUUCUAUACAUUAUAGAAUGUGUACUUUCAUGGAACAGAUUUAAAAUGUCUUUUCCACUGUGAAUUUCAGUCUUUAUAGCAAAUUGAAUAAACUCAACAUUUGAUUUCAAUCACAAUAUUUAGAUUAUGGUUUUAAUUUGUCAGAACAUAAAAAAUAAUUUUGCUUUUAAAUCUAGUCAAAUUAUUGGUCAGUAUAAUUCUGGCAAGAUAAAACGAUUGGAAAAAAAUGUACUCAAUUAACAAUGAAAAAACAGUAGCUUCAUCCUUUCAGAAAAACAGUCAAUAACAACUUUCUCUCCACUCUGUCUGCAAUAGCACAGAGAGUCAAAUACCUGCAUAAAAUGUAUUUUUGGCUUGUCAGUCACUAGAGGAUGCUCCCAAGUUAGUUCAAAACAAAUUAAUUGGUUUCUGUGGAGCAAAUGAGCAAAAUCAUAGUUUAUCAAUGUUUGAUCAUUUUUAUAUUUAAAAAAGGUUUUUAUUUUCUCCUCACAGAACAGUGUCAAAUGUUUCAGAAGUAACACCAAUUAAAAGCCUUUAAACAAGCACAGAGUAGCAGUAAUUCUAGUGUCUUUGUUAAAAACCUGUUUGCUGUACAAAAAUAUAUUGUGUAUCAGUAUAUAAUAUAUUGAUCAAUUUUGCUUUUCUAAAAAAAUACUUCAUUCUGUGGCACUGCUGAGAUGUAAUGUAUAAAAUAAUAAUCACAAUCAAUAAUCUAUUUCUUGAUGACUGCUACAGUGUAUAUUGAGCCAAAUUUAAGCUUAAAAAUCUUAAGCUUUGUUAUAAUUGCAUAAUUCACCUCUGAACAGCGACAGGGCUAGCGCUUAACGCGGGUAGUGGCUAAUGCUACUUCUGCUCCAGCUGUGCUAGCCGGAGUUAGGAGCAGUCUACAGUUCGAUAAUAAACACCUCUGAACGUCAAAAGAGCUAGUGGUUAGUGUGGAUAGCGGCUAAUGCUAAUACUGCUCCAGUCUCGAGUCUCUGUGCUGGAGAACUAAACUAAAACUCCUGUAUAAAGCUGCACUUCAGCAGAGUGGCUUUACUGCCCCUUACAACCUGAAUUGUAAGCAUAAAUAUAAUUCAUACAUAAGAUGUACCAGAUUGUAAGGAGAACUGAGGAUUUUUGGGGAAAAUUAAAGAUUUUAAGUGCCUUAGUGUGAGAAAUACAGUAGCUACCAAAGACAGCGAACUUUAACUUGGAAUAUUUUUACUAAACCUACAGUUUUUGUACAUUUAGUGCAUUUAACAGAUAUAGUGCAAUCUAAUCAAUAUAAUUUAAUCAUAAAUUAAGGUUUAAUGUCAUCGCUAAUGUUUCUCACACAGGCAAAACAAAUUCAAGGUAACAUUGUUUGUACGAGUUGUCAGUUCACAUUAUGUUCUCUUAUUUUUCAUUCAUAAUGUGUUCACUGUGUAAAUACAGCAUGUUUGAGGAGGCAACGGUCAUGUUUGUUUUGCAGAUUUAAUACAGCAUCUGUGAAACAGAAGCUACAGGAGCGUAAUUGAGUCAUGGCUUGCAGCGUUCUCAAUUGGACUCCAAGUAGUACAAUAACAGCCCUCAAACCCACGGCCUUAACUAGCCCUUUUUUAGGAGUGCUCAGUAUCCCUGUAUUAAGUUCUAGCACUGCUAAAAGUGAAUUUAUUAUCUUUUUCUGAUCAGCUAAAACAAAUGUUUAAAACUUCCCUGCUGGCACACAACCGAUCUUCAAUAUUGAAAUGUGGUUAAAAUAUGACUAAAGUAAUGUCUGUUGUUGUUUCAACGUUGAAACAACGUUCAAUGGUUGUGCUAACGUUUAAAUUUUAACGUUGAAACAACGUGUAGUGUUCAAUGGUUGUGCUAUCGUUGAAAUUUUAACGUACGAUUAUUGUUCAAUGGUUGUGCUAACGUUGAAAUUUAAACGUUGAAUCAGUGUUUAAUGUUCAAUGGUUGUGCUAAUGUUGAAAUUUUAACAUUGAAUCAACAUAAUGUCUUCAACCUUCUGCCUUUUGAAUCAGCCUUUUACAUUUCAUCACCAUAUAAUUUGAAAAAAAAGUGUUUUAAUU
Astyanax mexicanus (Mexican tetra) is the source of this 3948-nucleotide messenger RNA. RefSeq names its product E3 ubiquitin/ISG15 ligase TRIM25. The coding region runs from base 89 to 1786 and encodes 565 amino acids. Lineage: Eukaryota; Metazoa; Chordata; Actinopteri; Characiformes; Acestrorhamphidae. Gene Ontology annotation, molecular function: zinc ion binding; protein binding. The record is from RefSeq and is a predicted model, not a curated record. The transcript is spliced from 6 exons.